This is a messenger RNA of Acomys russatus (golden spiny mouse), 564 nucleotides long. Its product is annotated as histone deacetylase 7-like. NCBI's taxonomy places the organism in Eukaryota, Metazoa, Chordata, Mammalia, Rodentia, Muridae. The coding region runs from base 184 to 564 and encodes 126 amino acids. The transcript is spliced from 3 exons. The record is from RefSeq and is a predicted model, not a curated record.
UCCUUCCAUUGUCAUCCUACCCGGCCGGCCAGGCUGCCAGGGCCCUCCCCCUCCCGGCCCCCUCCCUUCCUCUCGCCGUCUCACAGUCGCUCUGCAGCCUCCGGCGACCCGGGGGGAUGUGAGGCCGGCGCCCCGGCCCCCCGCCCGCCAUGAGCCCCCGGCUCUGAGGGCCCCGGCCCCUGGAUGCACAGCCCCGGCGCGGGCUGCCCUGCCCUCCAGCCAGACACGCCAGGCUUUCAGCCCAGCCCAUGGACCUGCGAGUGGGACAGCGGCCCCACAGCGGAGCCCCCACCAGAGCCUGCACUGCUGGCCCUGCAGCGCCCUCAGCGCCUGCACCGCCAUCUCUUCCUAGCAAGCCUGCAACAGCAACAGCGCUCAGCUGAGCCCAUGAGGCUCUCAAUGGACUCGCCAAUGCCUGAGCUGCAGGGAGGACCGCAGGAACAAGAACUCCGACAACUUCUCAAUAAAGACAAGAGCAAACGAAGUAAGGGUGGAUCUGGGAGGGAGGAGUGGGAGGGUCACCAUUUCCUGAGAUGCCCUCUGUUUACCUGGUUCUGCCUGUGA